AUGAAAAAAUAUUUAGUUUAUGAAAAUAUGCAUCAUUCGUAUAUCCUGAAUAGUAUAAAAAAUGGAGAAGAAUCGGAAAAGCUAGCUGCCCUGAACGACUUUUACGAACAGCUGAACCUGUCCGCAGAUGGCGGGUUGUCCGUUUCCCAGAUGGAAGAAUACAUCAACGUGCUGAUCCACGUGAUAAAUAAGCCCCACUUGAAUUACAACAAUGCGUAUGGAAGGAACAGCAACAGUGGUAAUCAUGGGAGUGGCAAAAGUGGCAGUAAGAAGAAGGCCAAGGGGGUGGGCAGCGCCAAAAGCAUCGGCGCGGAGAAAAUUAAGGACACGGUGGAUAGCGGGCUGAACAGCUUUUUUAAGAUCAUACAGGAACGUAUAGGGGUGUAUGCGUCCGAUUUUGAUGAAGAGGAGGACGACGAGGAGGAAGUGGAAGAUGAGGAGGAAGCGGAAGAUGAGGAGAAAGUGGAGGAUGAUGAGGAGGAAGACGAGGAUGAUGAAGAGGAGGACGACAAUGAGGAUGAUGAGGAGGAGGACGACAAUGAGGAUGAUGAGGAGGAGGACGACAAUGAGGAUGAUGAGGAUGAGGAUUAUGACGAGGAGGUGGACGACGUUGGCGAGGCGGACGAAGCGGGCGGCGAUGACGGAGCCGACGAUGACGGAGGAGGCAGCGAAUUCGCCCCGAGCGAUGGCAAUACGAGGGGGAAAAAGAAGAAGAAGCGGAAAGACGUAGCCAAAGGGGAGAAGCGCAAGGGAGGCAACAAAAGCAACAGCGAAGGUGCGAACAAGCGGGCGAGUGGACGCGCCAAUAAGCGAGCCAGCAAACGAGCCAGUCAACGCACCAACCACCGAUUAAACCAACGCAGUAACAAACGAGCCAACCGGGAGAAGACUAAAGGUACGAAGAAGGCCCUGCAAGGUGCCAAGCAAAAGGGGGAAGAAACAAAAAAGAAGACACCCAUCAAAGGAGUGAAAAAAGAAAUUAUAAUAAACUCGGAAGAUGAAAGCAUUGACUUCUUCUCCUACUCGAGCAAUUCGAGCGACUCAUCCAGUCUGUCUAGUGAAUCAAGUGCCACAGACGAAAACGAAAAGAAUUUUCUCAACGAUGCAUGCGCAAUAGAUGUAAAAUAUAUUAACAUAAUUUAUACAGCCACGUGCUGUAUAUACACCAUUCUGGAUAUUUAUCCCCAAACGAUCAGAUACGUAAUUAACAACAAGGACGGGGUGAACAUCCUAAAUAGGAAACUGAACGAUAUUGAAUACAUAGAUGUAGCGGAAGUGAUUUUAAAAAUCUUCGAAAAAUUAGUAGAGAAAGAUCCUAUGCUUAUUUUGAAAAAGAAAAGUAUAAAAUACAUGUUGAUGCAUAUUGACUUUUACAAUGUUAACAUUCAGAAAAAAAUUUUCUUCUGCAUCAUCCAGAUGAUUAAUAAUAUUAACAAACAUAGGCACAUAACGAAAUAUAUAACUCCCUACUGUUCCAUUUUUACAAAUUUUUUUCACUUCCAUUAUAUUCAUAUACUAAAUAUUAUUUGCACCCUGUGGAGGUCUCUACUUGAUAAAAUGAUUACCGUUCGAUUGGAGGAAGAGAACAAGCUGAGGAGGAAAGCCAGACGGUCCGUCACUGAUAGCAGUGGAGGCGCAAAAGGGGGAGGAUCCCCUGCGUGUAGAAAAGAUUCCAAGGAAGCUUCUUACCUGAGUAAGCUGAUGGAGAAGACUGAUAAGAGGAAGAAAAAAAAACAUGAGAAGGAGGAGGGUGCCUCUGGAGCAAAGGGAAAAGGCAAACUGAAGGGGGCAACAGCUUCCUCCCUUUUGAAGAGCGGAAGGGUGAAGAAACAAACGGGAGAUUCUCCACACGAAGGGGAAGUGAUCGAAAUAUCGGAUGAAGAACAUAUGAGCGACUUUCACAAGAAAAGAAGCAACGACACUGGGGAUGACACCAACUGUGAGCACCGCGGAGGAGCAAAGUCCAACAAGGAGGUGAAAAAGAAGAGGGAAAGCUCAACUAAUAAGAAGAGCAAGAAGAAGCCAAAAGGUUGCAUAAAAGAAGAAGCGGAUGAAGGUGAGGAGGCCGACGAAGGUGGGGAAAUUCCCCAGGUUGUCGAAGUUGGAGAGGUGGAAGAGGUACAAAUGGUGGAGAAAGAGGGAGAGAGAGAAAAGAGGAGCAAGUUAAAAAAAGAGGGGAACCUCACCAGGUGUGAGUACGAUAGAAGGGGGAGCGACCCGAAGGACAGCAGCAAUAAGGGUCAAGACAGAAGUAGGAGAGGCGCCAAGAGGGAGCAGAUAAAGGACGAAGAGGUGUACAUUUUGGAUGACCAAUUAUCUGAUAGCACUAAUUGCAAAAAUAGCAAGUCGAAUGAGAACGUCACUUUUUUGAGUUCCUUUUUGAGAGACCCCGACCCUGGUAGGAGGUCAACGGGGAGAGGUUCGAAGAAGCCGACGAGGGAAACUGCCACUCAUGGGGUAGAAGGAGCCCCUCAAUUGGAAGGCACAUUCCCGGGUAAGGACGAAACGAAGAAGUCCACCCACGUGUACCACCAGAACAAACUGCUUCAGCAUAUGAUCCACCUGAACAGCAACGAAAGCACCCACGUUAAGCUCUGCGCGGAGAUCGAAAGCAUAUACAGCAUUAACAUUCGAAAUAAUAUUAUAAAGCUGCUGAUAGAGUGCCAAAUUGAGGAUAAUUUAUACGCCUUUAUGGAGACCUUUUACAUCAUUUCCAUCCUGGUGCACUACAGCGAUAAGAUACUGGAGGAUUUCUGUAACAGCGAAUUCCUCAGCAAGUUUAGCGAGCUUUUUCAAAAUGAGAAAUACCAGAGUAAUAACUUUUUAACCCUGUACCUUUUGUUUACGCUUUAUUCCUUUCUUCCCAUGUGCACGUUCAACGGGUUGGUGAUUUAUGACUACGACAUGGGGACGAACCUAAGUGGCGAGGCGUCCUUCGGUCAGGGGAAACCCCAAGAGGGUGACGCGGAGGAGGGCAAGAAUAGCGGCAUUGGUGGAACGAACAACUUUGAGACGGAUUCGAGUGACGAUGAAUUUUUUCCCCCAGAUAGCUCCCUAACUGCACACAUGCCGCAUACCUUUCCUGUGGACGUGAAGAAGCAUAAGCUAGACUUUUACAGGAACCAUUUUAACCACCUGGUAACCCUAAUAAAGGUGAUCAUACCGAGUGUCUACAGAAUACACGCGGAGACCGUCUAUUUUGACAUCAAAUAUUUGUGUGUAGUGAUCACUUUGUCGGUUUUCAUUUCGCUGUAUAAAAUAUCGUUGACUUUGGGUGAUGGUAAGGAGUUUCUUAGCUGCCUGGAGUACCUCUUCUCAUACCACAAGGAAACGUGUGCCUUCAUUAGGAACCUCGUUCUGAGCAACCUCUCCGAAUCCUCAGUCAUUAGUGGCAUUAUCAUGUGUAGAAUUGUGGAGCAUUUUGCAGCAAUGAUGGGGACCAACUCGGUGUUCUCCCCUGUGGAGGGCGAGGGGGAGAAGGGGAAAAGUGCACCCUGUGCUAAUAGCUACGGUUAUGCGAUUUGUGAAGGGCCUACCCAGAUGGUGCCCUCUUUAUGCUACGGCCAAGGCCCCCACCUGCACGUGCUAACCAGCAUUAUUAGCAAAAUACUGCAAAAGAAAAUGGACGAAAUGUAUCCUUCCAAUGGGAGUAGCUACUUAUCUCAAAGCAAAGAAAUAUACAACAUUAUGUUUUGCUAUUUUUACGAGAUGUACAAGAAGGGGAAAAUCAGCGGUGGCGCUGUUGAAAAGGGCGGCUACGAAAAGGGCAACUUCCUCUUUUUCAAUUGGGAAAGAGAAAUGAAGAAUAUAUCCCUCGAAUUUGAAGUAAUUUUUUUGAACUACCAAAAUGUGAAGUUAUCCAAAGAGAAGAACAAAAUGGAGAAUGGCGGCCAACCCAUACGUUUAAGUCACCUGAUUGUUGAUGAGCGAACGUGCUACAAUGGCAUCGUUUUGAGUUACUGCUAUUUGCUUAACCUGUUUGGUCACCUAUCCUCCAUGGGGGAAGACGCCGCCAUCUAUUUCUACCAGUACAAUGUGGCGAAGCGUCUGUAUUUUUUUUUGUUCCAAAAGUUGUUUUAUCAAGAUGGGCGGAGUAAAAUGGGGAAGAAGGGGAAGGACGACUUGCGCUUUAGGGAUAGCUCCCUCCCGUGUGGCGACAUCAACAGGAGAAACGUUCUAAAUGUGCUAAAAAGCAUCGACAGAAAUGUUAGGCUGUAUAUCUUUUUAUACGCCCUGCUGUUUAGCAACCAUAAAAAUAGGGGCGAAAUGGUGCAGGGGUUAUUUUUGAACAGCGUGAAAACGUUGUAUGGGAUGUUUUACCAACUGGGGGGGGACCAAGUGAUCGACGAGAUUGACGAGGCGCAACUGGCCCAAAUGAAGGCAGUAGUGACGGAUGUUUUCGACUCCUACCACUACUACCUCAUUAUGAAUAACCUCUCCUUUGCCAAGUGUUCUCUCCUCAUUCGGUUGACCAGGGAGUGCCUAAAUGUGUAUGACAAUUUGCCCAUCUACUUUUUCAAAGAGAGCAGGAACGCGCCAAAAAGCAGCAACAGUAGGAGCUACGGUGCCGCGAAAAAAGAGGAGGCGGGAAUGAUACCUUUGGAAAAGCCCGACUUUUUUUAUCCCCGGGGAAGUAGUAACGUGGAUUCCUGGGCACAACACUAUGAUGAUUUCCCCUCGCUAAAAAGCGACACCCUGAAUUCGCUCUUUAUCCCCAAGUGCAGGAAGAACAACAAUGAGGCUCUUAUUAAAUCUAUCAAGCAGAGAAGGAAGAAGGGGAAAGACGAGGACACCGUUGGGGUGAGUGGCAAAUGUAGCUCUGCCGAAUUUGCUGACCAGAAGAAGAAGAAAAGUGCGGAUUCGUCACACUGCAAGGAGGGCACAGUAGGGGAUGCGGCUGCCGAGGGGGGGAGCGGCGAGCUGGAGAAGGAGAAGCAGAAGGAGAGAGAGCAGGACCAGGGGGAGGUCGAUUUUGACGUGAGUUGCGAAAAGAUGCGGAUAAUAAAGAACAUCCGGAGGGAGUUCCAGAUGGGUGAAAGGGGCGAAGCGGGUGCGGCGGAUGAGGCGGACGACGCAAAUGAUGCACACAACACAGGUAAGGCGCGCCGCGCGCGAGAGGCAAGCCGGGGCAACCCCGUCAUCCCCAUCAUCGACGUCCUAAAGGAGAUCUCCAAAGAAGUGCAAAUCAUACGGGAAAGGAAGCCUGGCGAGGCGAAGCACCAAAGAGUGGGCGUCGCCGACCAUGGUGAGAACAGCGCAGCGGCGGGAGAAGCAGAAGCGGAAGCAGUAGCAGAAGGAAUGAUGGACAGGGCCUCCUCCAUAUUUAGCGACAAGGCAAAUAAGGAAAAGAAAAAAAAAAACAACAAAUUGAACGAAAGCAAGAAGGGGCAUAAUAGCCUGUUUGAUUACUUCACCGGAAGCAAUUACAAACACUUUGACUACAUUCCGAAGGAUUCAUUUUACGAAAAUUUAUUUUAUGAUAAUAACGACAGCUCAUCGGGUGAUAAGAAGAAAAACAAGAGCAUAUAUAACAACUAUAACUGUCACUUCCCUGUGCAUUUGAGGAGAAACGGUCUCUACGUGGACAACGUGUCGAUUUUUAGUUCCCUCAGUGAAGGCUUGCCCAUCUCGAUGUGCGCGGAGAAGAUGAAUCUCGGCGUGCCAGAAGCGAGCACAGAAAGUGAGGCAAACGAGGUUGCGGCGCUGAACGAGUUAACCUCUCAGGGGGGGCAACACCCAUCUGAAAGCAAAUCUACCAAGGAUGAUGCUGCAAACCCCACGAGGGACAACAUACCGGUGGAAGUUACAAACGAUCCGGCGAAGCAGAUCAGUGCAAACGGCGGAGGUGGAAGCUCAAAGUUGCAAAGAAGCCCCAGAGGUGUUAUCCCCAACAGAAAUGCGUACACCAAGGAUAUCACCCACAGACUGCUCUUCUUCGGAAGGAACUACCAAGAUAAGCCGAAGAACCUGCAUGCAACCUUCAACAUAUUUGAUUCGCUUAAUAAGAUAGAAAAUUAUAUAAAGAAAAAUCUAAACAAGAGUAGUAAAAACGCCUAUGCGAAAUACUACUCGAAGGAGGAAGACCUGGUCAUCCUGUCGGUUAACGGCGUCGAUGUGCAUAACGAUUCCUGCCUCUCCGAGUAUUUAAUAAAGCUAAACGAUUUAUACUACAUGAAUAGAAAUUCAGCUUGCCUUAAUGAAGAGAAUAUUUUUUACAACACAGAUAAUUUCUACGUGUACAAUGAUAUUGUAGAGUUACUUCCUACACAUUAUGGGCAGAUGAAAAGUCAAAUCAGGUACCUGUGGAAUGGGCAUGGAGGGGAUGGAUGUUCCGCUUCGGAGAACUUUUCCCCUGGGGGGUGCCUCUACACAGGUGAUGGUUAUCCCCCCUACUUUGGCAACAACAGUAGCAGCAGUCAUAGUAUAAAUUUCAAGGUGAUUAAGAAGAGGAAGCAGAAUGAACCUGUGUGCUUGAAUUUUUUGGCCGAUGAGUUUAGCGGUAAGGGCAAUAUACACAUUGUUUCGAAGAAGAAGAAAACGAACAACAGUGCAGCUGAGCUGAGUGAGGAAACGAGGAGGAAGUUGUGCGAAAGGAGGGCAAGCCAGGCCGACCUCCACAGCUACGUAGAUCCCAUUACCUUUAGGAAAAUCAAAGCCAGCAUUGAAACGCCGUUAAACUGUAGAAUAGUUAGCGAGAAGUUUAAUUUUUUCAACAUUUCCUUCGACUUGGUUAAGAAUUUGUACAGCGCGGAUGAUAUGCAAGAUUGCGCAAGAAACACGGAGGGCACAGAAAACGGGGGAUUGGGGGAGCCCCCCAAAAGGAGCUUCUUCCGCAUGCUGAGAGGGGACCCUGCUGAGCACGCCAAGAGGAGGGAACAAUUGACGAGCGAAGCGCAGGAGGACGGUUCGGAGUCGAGGGAUAAGUCAAGCAAUUAUGCAAGCGGUGGCGUAACUGCUGGGGUGAAUAGCGUGGACCUCACCGAUGGGCAGUACUACGAAGAUGAGUAUGACGCGGAGCGGAUGAUGUCAUACGAGAGGCAGCCCUCGGAGGGGGAAGAGAAACCGUCCUUCUUGAUAGACUACCUGAAGGAGCACUACCGAAAGAAGGAGUUGAAUAUCUUCCUAUCGCAGAGAAAUUGCGUGGAGAGCGAUUCGAUGUACCUCUCGAGUUUUUUAAAAACCGAAAUGAGGAAGGUGACCGAGCUGGUUUUCUUGGACGACCACUACAUUAAUAAGGACGUGAUGCUGAGCACGCAUCUGCACAACAUUCACUUUUUGGUACACAAUUGGGAGGAUGACCUGAAGGAGAGUAGUGAAUCGAGAAGGGAAAGCCUCGUUGAUAAAAUUGACCGAAACAGGGAGAGGGAGAGGUCCCUAUAUGUGAAGCACCGCAGGGGUGGUGGAGCUACCAACCCGGACGGCAUAAUGAAGGGGCACGCAAAUGAGAGUAACCACCAGAAAGAUGCCAUCCCGAAUGAGGAGGAGCAGUACCUCCUAUUUAAUUACAUGCCCAUGUACAGCGAAAUUGUGAGAAGAGACGAAGUUUCCACCCGUUCGACGGCAAAGGGUUGUGGAUCUCGAAGGGAGGAUCGAUUUGCCCGUAGAAUGAGUAGCCAUUCAGGCCAAGCAGCGAAGGGAAAGUCCAGACAAGCAGAAAAAGAAGAUAAAGAUAUUUUCCUACAGAACAUUUACAAUUUUAUGUUCUUCAAGUUUCUCUACCUCCUGUGCAGGCAUUUUAACAUGUGUGACAUUCCAUCGCUGCUGACCUUUUACGUGAAUAACAAGACGGGGGAGAAUUCCAUGCUCAAAGUGCACGACGCCGCGUUACGUGGCAACAGUAUGCUGAACGAGGAAACGAUAAAGGAGGUUAGCAGCCUGAUGGGGGAAACCCUAGAAAAGGCAACCGAAGGGGGAGACCCCCCCCCCGUGGUGGGCAUAGAAGGUAUAAAGAAAAAGUGCUUCAUCCUGAACAGCAUUAACAACAAGGUGAUGUACUACCUGAAUAACCCCCUCUUCCUAUUCAGUGAAAAGAUCCCCUCAUGGGUGUAUAAAAUUUUUUACCUGUUCAAUUUUGUGGUGGACAUUGAUAUAAGGCUAUUAUUUUUUGAGGUAGUUUAUUUUGGAAAUUAUAGAGGCUUAUACAAUUACAAACAGAAGAUAAAAGAAGUGGUGGAAAAGUUCAACGACAAAAUAAGCUUCGGUAAUAGGUCCCUAACGGAGGAGCACCUACUCUCCGUCUGUGCCAAUUAUACCUACAAUUGUGAAAAAAAAAAAUUGUUCAAUUUUUUGACAGAUAAUACAGCUUUGACUUUGCCAAGGACGAAGAUUAAAUUGCAUAGAAAUAAGAUGGUGGAUUCUUCCUUCCGUAUUUUUAACCAUAUACAUUUUAUCAAUUCGAAUUUUAUCACUCCUUCUUAUUUGGAUAUUGAGUUUUUUAAUGAGGAGGGCACAGGGUUGGGUCCUUCUCUAGAAUUCUACAAUGAAGUGAUAGAGGAAUUGAAGAAGGAAAAACUGAAGCUGUUCAAAUUGGAGGACACUUACUUGUUUCCCCUUUCUUACAAAAUUGACCUGAACAAUUUUGACUUUAAUUUGUUGAGGAAGCCUAAAAGUUCGGAGCUGUUGGGACUGAACAGCGGUUCCAGCAGCGCAAGCCACAUGAGCGGGGGUGCCCACAGUGGAGGGAACAAUUACUACGCGUACGCCAGUCACCUUGGCAGCAUCAGUGGUAAUGUAAACAGUAGCGGUGUGAACAGCGGCAGCGUGAACGGUGGCAAGACGUACCAUUUGCAGAAUGCCAACCCAAGUCACUCUUCGUCGUCACCGCUGAACAAGCGCAUCAACGUGAUUAGCGACGGGGCCAAUGGAAGCAGCUACCACUCGGUGAACAGCCUAAUCAACCAUUUUCUCUACUCCAUGAAUUCGAACGUUUUUGCCGGUGAAGGUAACAGCCUGGGGAAGUACGAAGAUUUGUCAGAAAUGGAAUUCCUGGGCAAUAAAUUGAAGUAUAAUAAAAAGGGGAAGAAGCACUCUGAGCAUAUUAAAAAGGGAGGUAAAAAAAAUGAGACCAAGAAAAAGAGUGCUGCCACAGGGGGGGAUGCAACCAACGUGGGCAGUGCUAGCGGCACCUCCAGGAGGAACAAGAAAAAAAAUGAACAGGAAAAAGCCCCAAGUGAGGGCAACAAAAAGGGGGACGACCAGCUAUUCACCGACAGUGACGUAGCAAAAGGAAAAAACGAACAGAAGAAUAAGAAGAAUAAGAAGAAGAAGAAAACCAAGUACAUCGACAACGCGGAUGAAGCAGCGGAGGAGGGAGAGGAUGACGAGGUGGAUGAUGACGAGGAGGAAGACGAUGUGGAGGAGGAUACCCUUGGGGAUAACAACCCCUGUGGUGAGAGCCACCGCAGCGAUAAGGCUGACUCAAGUGCGAAGAAAUCCACCCCCGCAACGAGCAGCGCUUGCUCGUACAAAAAGAACACCACGUUUGACGUCAGAAUGGAGAGCAUAAUUAAAUUGGGCGAAGAGGAAUAUAUUAACUCUGAGAAAAAUAAAAAGAAAAGGAUUCGGUGUUACGUAGGUUCUAGUGAGAAGCAGGAGGAGGAGAGUAAGAAGAAGAGUCUCAUGAGUGAGAGGAAGGCGGUGGAUGCCAAGGCGGUGGAAAGCCCAGAAAGCGUGCAGACGAAGCAGGCGCGGGAGGACGCCGCGGAGGAGGUAAGCCAGGGCGUUGAGAGAAUUGCCCCCCGCGCGGAUAGGCUGAGUAGCCCAUCCGAGACGGAUAAAGACCCGCAACGUGCCGCCGCCCAAUCGGAGGAAGAAAAGAAGUCCGAUUCGGCAGAGGAGACGGAAAAUACAGGGAAGAACAAUUUGAAGAAAAAGAAAACGGAUAGGGGGGUGGGCAGCAAGAACCACCCUGCGUCCAAAUUUAGCGAAAUAAAAGAUUCGCCAGUUGGAAGGGCACCAAACAAAUCGACGAGCGUGUCCGAUGUAGCGAGCAGCUCGAGAAACGUAAGCAACGUGUCGGUGAAGGAGGAGAAAGCUGAGAGGCCCUGCUGCAAGUUAUUGGACAAGGGGGUAGAAGGUAAGGAAGACGGGGCGAAGAAAAGCAAAAGUGAUAAACAGAAUAAGCAGGAGGAUACCAAAGUUGUAAAAAGCGAAGAGAGCAAAAAGAAGUAUCUCCUCUCGCAGGAAGUUCAACAGGAGGUCACUGACAACGAGAAAAAGGAGACCACCGAAAUGGAGAACAAAAAUGUGCACGUCAAACGGUAUAAGCUAUUUACGAAAGAUUUCGAGCAGCAUUUUAUGAAGGAGGAAAAUGAUAUGGAAGUAAGGAGACAGCAAGAGGCACGAAGAAAAAUGAACCUAAACGAUGAAGCGAAUUUGUCGCGCUCCGUAACGCAAAAUAUUAUCAGUUCACUUAUAAACGAAAUGGAGAGCAAAUCGUCCUUGCAGGGGGUCAGUUUAAAGGCAUCCAAUGAGGCGAAUGAGAAGGUCAAGGGGGACGCCGCUCAAAACAAGGGUAAUAACGAUGAGUCAAGCAAACCGAUCGCCAACAAUGCAAGCAAAAAGUUGAGUGAAAAUUUUCAAAAGAAAUUGCAAGAGAAGGGCAGAAAGAAGGUGACCAGUAUUGAACAGGACACUCUGGAGAACAGACUCUUCAAGUACUUCAAAUUGUUGGGUCAGUUGUGUGCAAAAAUUUUAACAGACAAUAGGAACGUAAAUGUAAAUCUGCACCCCCUUUUUUGGUACCUCGUUAUGAACAACUCCGGUUAUGUCAACAUCUCCAAGUUUCAGCACUAUCAAGCGAUCGACCGAGUCAACAUGAACAGCAUAAAUAAACUGCUGGAGUACCGAAAGGAGAACAAAAAUGUUGAGGAUUUGCUGCUCGAUUUUACCCUCUUAGGGAGCGACCCGCCCGUUGAGCUAAUCCCGAACGGAGCCAACAUUGCAGUGAACAAUGAAAACCUGAACCUGUUCAUAAAUAAAACCAUCGAGUAUUCGCUGUACGAGGGGAUAAAGUUUCAGAUAUGGGCCUUCCGCUUCGGCUUCAGCACGAUCGCCCCCCUCCUGUGCACAAACAUCUUCGACGAAGAGGAAAUUUGCGAGUACCUGUUCGGCAGCAAUAUCGAGAAUGACGAGCACUGGACGAAGCUGCACCUGUCGACGUAUAUUAAGCCGGACCAUGGGUACACGAACGAUUCUGUCACGUUUAUCACCCUGAUCGAAAUAUUGUCGGAGUUCAACAAAGAAGAGAGAAAACUGUUUGUUAAGUUUUGCACCGGAACGUCCGCCUUGCCGAAUAAAGGAUUUGCAGCUUUGAAGCCGCUAAUGAAAGUUGUGAAAAAGGAGGACAAUAACGAUUUGCCCAGUGUGAUGACCUGCACCAACUACCUAAAAAUCCCCGAUUAUAAAAAUAAAGAAAAGCUCAGGAACAGAUUGUUGUACGCCAUUAAUGAAGAAGAUCUUUUCCUUAUCGUAGUUGCGUACAACCAGAGCGGAGUUCCCAAUGCGGGGUGUUCACCAUAUGGAGUGCCAACCAUAUGGAGUGCCAACCAUAUGGAGUGCUAA
Molecule: messenger RNA, 11562 nt
Organism: Plasmodium vivax (malaria parasite P. vivax)
Lineage: Eukaryota; Apicomplexa; Aconoidasida; Haemosporida; Plasmodiidae
Exons: 8
Coding region: 1-11562 (3853 amino acids)
Biological process (GO): protein polyubiquitination; proteasome-mediated ubiquitin-dependent protein catabolic process
Molecular function (GO): ubiquitin protein ligase activity
Source: RefSeq, a predicted model, not a curated record